AUGUCUUCCCCAGAAACCAAAGUCCCCAAAUCAGAAGUGUCAGAAAGCAUUUCCCACGAAGAAGAUCUCAAAUCCAAGGAAAUACAGCCUACAGAAACUGUAAAUAAAACAGAAACUGUAACUAUAAAAAAUGAGCACGAUAACAACGAUGCCCCCUGCAAUGAUAUCCUUUCAAACAUAGAGGAAACAGAAGCAGUAAAGGAAGAGAGCUCGGAGGAAAAUCAAACAGUAAAAAAUGAACACUUGGAAGAAAGAGUGAUGGACAGAAAUUUCGGGAAGGAAACUCCACCCACAUACCCAGAUGGAGUUCUAAAGGCUACUGCUCGGAAUAUAGAAGGUGUCAGCAACAGUAAAUACGACCCUUCUGUUCUACCAACAACUGAUGAUCCUCAAAAGAUUAGAGCACAGGUCGAAUUCUAUUUUGGGGAUGCAAAUUUACCAACCGACAAGUUUAUGUGGGGAUUAACUGAGGGCAGCUCCAACGUGCCUGUUUCCAUUAAGAAAAUUUGUGAGUUUGGUCGGAUGAGACGUUUUAGCCCAUAUGAGGCUGUAGUUUCUGCCCUUAAGGAGAGUAAAUUCUUACAGGUAAGCGGUGAGGAGGGUGCCGAAGUAGUUAAUCGAAGAACUGCGUUUGAUCCUAAUACUCCACGAAAUAAGGCAGAGAGUCGAUCAAUAUAUGCGAAGGGUUUCGGUAACGAAGAACCGAGUUCCCAGUUCGACAUUGAGGCAUUUUUCGCACCUUAUGGCCCUACAAAUGCUGUGCGCUUACGCCGUACACAUGAGAAACUAUUCAAAGGCUCUGUGUUUGUAGAAUUCGCAGAUGAAGAGACAGCUCAGAAGUUUCUCGACCUUCCGAAUAAACCUCUCUGGAAAGGCGAGCAUGGGCUAAGGGUUAUGUCAAAGAAGGCUUACAUGGACCUUAAAAUGGAAGAAAUAAAGUCUGGCACGAUAGAACCGGCAAGCAGCGAUAAAUGGCUUCAGGGGAGAGGCCGAGGAAGAGGACGAGGAAACCGUUGCGGCCAGGGACAGAGUGGCCGUCAUAGAGAUGAUCGCGAUCCAAAUGACUGGAAAAAGCGACGAGAAGACGACAGAGCUUCUGGUUUCAAGGAUGAUCGAAACAGAAAUAGAGGAGGUCGAGGUCGUGGACGGGGACGCGGCGAGAACAAGUGCCGCAAUGGUAGAGAUCGCAACUCUGAUCGGAAGCAGGAAGGCGAGGACUCAAACCAGGAAAACAAAUCAAAUCCCAACGCUAUUAGCGUUAAUCCAAACCGCCAAUGUGAGGCACAAAAAUCUUCUGAAUCAGUAGCAGCAAAUUCAAACGAUGCCGAUCUUAAAUCUGCCCCUAAUCAAUCUGUUGAAAAUCAACAUGACAAUUCCCCUUCUAAAAAACGUGGCCUCGAAGAUGACGGGAGUAAUGAGCAAGGUGCAUGCAAAAAAGUAAAUAUUAAAACCGAAGCACCAGUAGUAGAAUAA
Blumeria graminis f. sp. triticale is the source of this 1473-nucleotide messenger RNA. The record is from the annotation of a GenBank genome assembly. NCBI's taxonomy places the organism in Eukaryota, Fungi, Ascomycota, Leotiomycetes, Helotiales, Erysiphaceae.